Molecule: messenger RNA, 831 nt
Organism: Peronospora belbahrii
Lineage: Eukaryota; Oomycota; Peronosporomycetes; Peronosporales; Peronosporaceae
Source: the annotation of a GenBank genome assembly
AUGACCAUUGAAAUCUGGACGAGGUACAAACAAUGGGCAGAUGAUCAGGAGACGAAUAUAUUAGACUGGGCCGAUCCAUCGGGACAAUACAAGCUCUCGCCCAUGCAAAACCUGCCUGGCGCUGACUUUGCCACUGCCUUUGCUAUCUGCGUCAUUUACGUCUCUUUCGUCGUCAUUGGCACAAUUGUAAUGAAAGCAGGUGUCCCAGCUAUUAAGACCAGUCCCCUGCAGUUUAUCUACAAUCCGUUGCAGGUUGUGCUGUGCUCGUACAUGUGCAUGGAAGCCGGUAUCCUCGCCUACCGCAACGGUUACUCAGUUACACCAUGUAAUUCGUUUAGUGCGGAGAAGCCUGUUAUGGGUAAUGUGUUGUACAUGUUCUAUCUAUCGAAGAUCUUGGACUUUUGUGACACGAUCUUUAUCAUCCUCGGCAAGAAGUGGAAACAGCUUUCCUUUUUGCAUGUGUACCACCACUUGACGAUUUUUGCGAUUUACUAUAUGAACUUUCGCGUGGCCUAUGACGGCGACAUCUACGCCACAAUCAUCUUGAAUGGUUUCAUUCACACUAUCAUGUACAUGUACUACUUCGUUAGUGCACACACACGUGACAUUUGGUGGAAGAAAUAUCUGACUGCCAUGCAGUUGAUCCAGUUUGUCACGAUGAACGUGCAGGGCUACUUCAUGGUAUCGCGGUCGUGCGAUAAUUUCCCCCACAAGGUGCCAGUCAUUUAUCUCGUCUAUAUCCAGUCGCUCUUUUGGUUGUUCAUGAACUUUUUCAUCAAGUCGUACUGCGCGAAGCCGCGCAAGUUGUCCAACAGAAAGAAGACGCAAUAG